CUUUGAGAGCACUGUGGGGGGCUGUGAGCUCCAUGGACCUGGAGAAACAGAUCAGCCAGGACCCCGGACCCUUAGAGGGGAACCUUGCAAUAACUGCAGGGCUGGGCCACACUGGCGGAAGCUUUCAUUGUGGUUACGCUCAGCACAGAAGACAGGGACGACACUGUGGCAGGGGAGCAGGGGCAGACCUCACAUUAACCUCAUUUGAAGACUCCCACAAGCUUUCGGAUCUGCCGUCUGCGGGGGAAGCACCGCCAGGAUGCCGCUAUUUUGAAGACCUUACGGCCAAGACCACCAGUCUCAAGGUCGAACCCUUGGAUGCAAUAGAAAAGGAAACGACCAAGACCCAGGAGAAGGCAGGAAUUCCUCCUGAGCGGCAAAGACCGAUCUUUGCCGGCAAGCACCCGGAAGAUGGACAUACUGUGUCUGAAUACAACCUUCAGAAGGAGUCCACUCUUCAUCUUGUAGUGAGAUGUCGGAGAAGGAAGAAGUCUUGCAGCAUUCCCAAAAAGAGCAAGCAGAGGAGAAAGAAGGUUAAGCUGGCUGUCCUGAAAUAUGACACGGGGGAUGAGAACAGCAAAAUUAGUCCUCUUCCUUGGCAGCGCCCUUCAGGUGAAUGUGGUGCUGGAGUUUUUCCAGCCAGCCGCUUUGACAGACAUUAUCGUGGCACAUAUUAUCUGACCUAUUGUUUCAACAAAUCCGAAGACAAGUAAUUGUUUAUUGG
Molecule: messenger RNA, 724 nt
Organism: Phacochoerus africanus (Common warthog)
Lineage: Eukaryota; Metazoa; Chordata; Mammalia; Artiodactyla; Suidae
Product: ubiquitin-40S ribosomal protein S27a-like
Biological process (GO): modification-dependent protein catabolic process; protein ubiquitination; translation
Cellular component (GO): cytoplasm; nucleus; ribosome
Molecular function (GO): structural constituent of ribosome; protein tag activity; ubiquitin protein ligase binding
Source: RefSeq, a predicted model, not a curated record